GGAUCUCUUCUUCUCUCUCUCGUGCGUGGGUUUAAGGUGUUACGGAUUGAAUUAGCUGUGGCCAUUGUUUGAGAGCUAAAAGGAAUAUAUUUUGACGUGUGGAUGCUCUUUGUUUGAACAGCUAAAAGGUAUUGAUUUGGAUCAGAUUCUGGUUUUGCAGUCUCACUCAUUUUGUUUCAGUCGUUUUGCUUACUAUUCUUGUUUUGCGGGAAACAUUUAGAGCUUUAGUUGAGGAUUAUGAUUCUUGGUCCUACACAAUCACCUUAUGAAGGAGUUGGGUUUGAAUCGAGAAGCAAAUACUUGUUUGGUCUAGUUUUCUUCUCCAUAUUUCAACUGAGCAUACAGAGAUCAAAUACAGGCAGUUUCCAUUAUUAUUUGGUGGAUCUUCCAUUGGUUGCACUGAGGCUACUACUGCUGGAAGAUGGCUAAUAACCAUCAGUAUCCUGGCAUUCAGCCAUUCCAGCAUCCUAAUGCUAGCUCCAUAGAUUUACCCCGAGGCUUUGCUCCACCCAUGAACUUUCAGUUUCAUCCUACCAUUCAAGCUCCUCAGUCUGAGCCAGUUGCUCGAUUGUCUUCUCAGAAAUUUCAAUGUGUUGGCAGAGGUGGCACAGUAUUGAACAUUGGAUAUCCACCUCAAUCUUAUGCACCUCAGUUAUUACAGUCAAUGCACCAUUCACAUGAAAGACCCAGCCAAUUAAAUCAGGUGCAAGUUCAACAUGUUCCACUUGGACCCCCAACUCUAGUUUCACAGCCAAAUGUGUCAAUUGCUUCUGGUACCUCCUUGCAUCAGCCUUAUGUACAAACUCCAGAUAUUAGUAUGACUGGCUUUGGUGGCCCUAGGGCACUCUUUUCUUAUCCGAGUGCCACAUCUUACGAAGGUUCGAGGGCACCACCACAAGUCACUGGACCAAGCAGUCAUAGUCAGGCACAACAUAGAGCAUCUAUCAGCCAGACUACUGCACAAUCUUCUAUCCUGAAUCCGACAUUUGAACAACCAAAGGAAGCUUUUACUAAACCUAUACCUUCUCAAGAGGCUCUAACAGAUUGGGUUGAGCAUACCUCUGCAGAUGGAAGGAAAUAUUUUUUCAACAAGAGAACAAAGAAGUCCACUUGGGAGAAGCCUGUUGAGUUGAUGACUCUUUUUGAGAGAGCAGAUGCAAGAACUGACUGGAAAGAACAUGCAAGUCCUGAUGGAAGAAAGUAUUACUACAAUAAGAUUACGAAGCAAUCAACAUGGACAAUGCCUGACGAAAUGAAGAUUGCACGUGAACAAGCAGAAAAGGCAUCUCUUCAAGGGCCUCAUGCAGAAGGCAUUAUUGAUGUUUCUAAGGUGCUGACUCGUUCUGAUACUGCAUCAACUGCAGCUCCGACUAGUCUACCAAGCCAAACUUCAACCUCUGAGGGCAGUGAGAAACUAGCUCUUACUUCUGAUUGGAAGCAGCCAGCUUCAGUUCCUGGAAGUUCUUCUCCGGUCGAAAAUGUUGAUCGAGUUCAGAUGAUUGCAGAUGAAACAUCACAAUUGUGUGCUUCAGAAACCGAUGGUCCUUCUGUCCCUGUGACUAAAACUUCUGCUGCUACAUUAGAUGAGAAGGAUGAAAUUUCGGUCGGGAACAGUGGAGAUUCAGAUGACAUGUCAGCUACAAACGCAAAUCAAGGUAGUGGGACUGGGCCAGAAGAAAGCCAAAAACCUAUGGUGGAAAGUGAAAGAGUUGAGAGUCAAACGGAAGAAAAACAAAUUAAUCAAGAGACAAUAAACUUUUCCUUUAACAAUAAAUCGGAAGCUGGGGAUGUCUUCAAAUCACUUUUGAAAUCUGCCAAUGUUGGAUCUGACUGGACAUGGGAACAGGCCAUGAGAGAAAUUAUUAAUGACAGAAGAUACGGUGCUCUGAGGACACUUGGAGAGCGGAAGCAAGCCUUCAAUGAGUUCUUACUUCAAACGAAAAGAGCAGCUGAGGAGGAAAGGCUAGCCAGACAGAGAAAACGGUAUGAAGAUUUUAAAAGGAUGUUAGAGGAAUGCGUGGAACUUACUCCUUCUACUCGGUGGAGUAAGGCUGUGACAAUGUUUGAAGACGAUGAGCGUUGCAAAGCUCUUGAACGAGAAAAAGACCGUCGUAAUAUUUUUGAAGAUCAUGUCAGUGAGCUAAAAGAGAAGGAGCGUGUGAAAGCUCUUGAGGAUCGCAAGCGGAACAUAAUUGAAUACCGAAGAUUUUUGGAAUCUUGCAAUUUCAUCAAGCCUAAUAGUCAAUGGCGCAAAGUUCAGGACCGCUUAGAAGUGGAUGAAAGAUGUUCACGUCUUGAGAAAAUUGAUCAGCUAGAAAUCUUUCAGGAGUAUCUGCGUGAUCUGGAGAGAGAAGAAGAGGAGAAAAAGAAGAUACAGAAGGAGGAACUCAAAAAAGCAGAGCGAAAGCAUCGUGAUGAGUUCCGUGGGCUGAUAGAGGAACAUAUUGCAACAGGAGAGCUUACUGCCAAAACUAUAUGGCGUGAUUAUUUAAUGAAGGUCAAAGAUUUACCAGUAUAUUCAGCAAUUGCGUCGAACUCCUCUGGAGCUACUCCAAAAGACUUAUUUGAAGAUGCUGUUGAGGAUUUGAAAAAAAGGUACCACGAACUCAAGUCUCAGAUAAAGGAUGUAUUGAAAUUGAGAAAGGUAAAUUUAUCCGCUGGAUCAGCAUUUGAUGAGUUCAAGGUCUCAAUUUCCGAGGAUAUUGGUUUUCCACCUAUUCCUGACGUUAGACUAAAGGUAGUCUUUGAUGAUUUGCUGGAAAGGGCAAAGGAGAAGGAAGAAAAGGAAGCCAGAAAACAGACAAGGCAGACUGAAAAGUUGGUGGAUAUGCUUCGCUCCUUCAAGGAUAUAACUGCCUCUUCAUCAUGGGAGGAAUCAAAACAUCUUGUUGAAGGUAGUGAAAAAUGCCGUACUAUUGGCGAUGAGAGCUUCCGGAAGCAGACAUUCGAAGAUUACGUUUCACUCCUCAAAGAGCAAUCAAAAAGGAUCAAACAGAACAAGAAGGUACCCGAGGAUGUGAGAGAGGAACAUGACAAGGGGAGAGAUAAAUACGGAAGAGAGAAGGACAGAGUGCGAGAAAGAGACAGUGACGAUCAUCAUAAGAAAGGUGCAGCUGGUAAUUACAACCAUGAUAUGAAUGAAUCCCAUGGAAAAGAUCGUAGAAGAUCAGGAAGAGAUAGCCAUAACCGACAUCGAGAAAGACAUACUAGUGUGAAGGAAAAUGACACAGACCAUUUCAAAGAAUCCCAAAAAGCUGGCGGUGGCCAUAAGAAAUCAAGACAUCAGCGAGGUUUGGUCCCCGAAGCAGAGGUUGAGGGGAGGAUAAAGCGGCGUAGGAAAGAGGAAGAGAGUGAGCACACAAAGGAAGAGGAGCUUGAAGAUGGAGAAUGUGGUAGGUAUUGAAAAUGUUUACACCAGGUUAAUAUCUCACUCCCAUGUUUGGAGUUGUUUAGGCUUCGGAUUUUCUUGGAUUGAGUUUUGUUGAAACCGGUCUCAUCAUAAACACUAUUUUGUUAU
Messenger RNA from Arabidopsis arenosa, 3517 nucleotides. The record is from the annotation of a GenBank genome assembly. NCBI's taxonomy places the organism in Eukaryota, Viridiplantae, Streptophyta, Magnoliopsida, Brassicales, Brassicaceae.